This is a messenger RNA of Ruditapes philippinarum (Manila clam), 7564 nucleotides long. Its product is annotated as carbohydrate sulfotransferase 11-like. The transcript is spliced from 2 exons. The record is from RefSeq and is a predicted model, not a curated record. Bases 258 to 1322 code for a protein of 354 amino acids. Gene Ontology annotation, cellular component: membrane. Lineage: Eukaryota; Metazoa; Mollusca; Bivalvia; Venerida; Veneridae. Gene Ontology annotation, molecular function: sulfotransferase activity. Gene Ontology annotation, biological process: carbohydrate biosynthetic process.
UCUGUUUUUUUCAAAGAUCAAAACACCUAUUUCUUUUUACAGACUCUGGUAUUAAGAAGGACACAAUUUAUUGGCUAUCACAACAAUACAAUUUGAGCCAUAAGAAUUGUGUGAGUAACCAUCAUGAAAUAAAUGCCGAGUUACACAAAAGGAUAACAGACACAAAAUCAAAUAAUUUUGAAUAUCAAAACAUAUCUUUCGCAUCGAUAACAAAAACAGAUUUGAUAAAAAUCGAAUUAAAAACACAGCAUACAAUUAUGAAAGAUCGUUUGGAAUCAAUACGCCAAAAAUGUUCACAUUACAUGCAGGAUAAAUACUGGCAGACAUUUCGCCAAAGUGGCGAUGUGUUAGCCUACGAGGAAGAGCAUAUCUAUUUUUGUAUUGUUCCAAAGACUGGGAAUACAUUCUGGAAACGUAUCAUGCGAUUUUUAGGAAAAGACUACCCAGAAAGACAGAAUAUUAACCGGCCCCUCGAUAUAGAUAGGCAUUUUGUUCAUGAACGUGCUUUAAAAAAUCUUAAGAUGUGGAAAGUGCAUAAUCCAAUUUCUCGCAUGCUUAUGACGAAAGGAAAAACAUUUAUGUUUGCACGAAAUCCAUACACAAGGUUAUGGUCGGCAUACAUCGACAAGCUUUUUCUUCCUGAUUUUUGGCAUAAAGAUGCUGUGGUAAUUAUUAAUAAACUUCGAUCAAAUGUGACACAAUUUGAAAGAAAGUGUGCAAAUAAUGUUUCAUUUUAUGAAUUUCUUAAAUUUGUCACUAUAACUUAUACAAAAGGAUUGGAUAACCACUGGGAAAGAUUGCACCGGGUAUGUAGCCCAUGCCAUGUUCAGUUCGAUGUCAUCGGUAAACAAGAAACAUUUCGUUUAGACUCCGAGUAUAUAUUAACACGGUUUGGUUUAGAAUUUUUGAAAGAAAAUACAACAGAGCUUGAUAUGACAGGGAUAGAAAUAACAACAAUUUCAAAAUACAAUUUUGAUUUAGAAAAAACAAUUAAACACAAAUGUUUUGACAAAAUUGAUGUUGCUAACAGAUUAUGGAUAGCCUUUCAAUAUAACGGUUAUAUAGACAGACUCACGCCUUUUCCGAAAUCAGAUUUGCUUAAAACUAACUUUCUUGAUAACACAACUGGAAUAUUUACAGAACUUGUGUUUAGAACAAUAAAAUAUCAAAAUAGAUUAGGGAUUAAUGUUAAAAGUCAAAAACGAACGAUGAUGUUAGAGGCAUAUAGGAAUAUACCAAAGCAAUUAUUGGAAGAUAUCGGUCAUGUGUAUGAGUAUGAUUUUGAGUUGUUUGGAUACAAACCACAAUUGUUUGAUGAUUAAAUGUGUCCAUUGGCUGAGGAUAAAACUCAUAUUAAUGCAUCAGUGUUAUUGUGCUCUUAUUGUUGUCUCCCUGUAGCUUCAUUUUCGUUAUCCAAACUGUUUAUAAAACUGAAUAAUAUGAGUUUGUAUAUAUUUCGAUUAGAUCAUAAGAUAUACUUAGCACAAUAUUUAACACAAAAUAUUUUGACAUCUUUGACGGGUGGACCAUUCCCGGGAACUCUGAAUGUUCACGAUAUAGGUUUUUCUGAAAGCAGCAUGGUAAUUGUAAAUGUCCAGGAUAUAUAUAUAUCUUAUACUUAUUCAUAAUGUCAUUUCACGGGAUCUUUGUAUGGGUAUACACCGUGAUUACGAAGUGUUAUUACUUGCUUGUUCAAUACUCAUACUAGGUUAUUGUCAAUAUUGCUAUAGAAGUAUGUUGCAAAUAUCAUAAAUUAUUGAAAAAACAGUUAUUCAACACAAUGUUUCCACUUUCUUUAAACCUUAACUUUUAAACUGAUAUUUUCUAAUAUUUAUGAAAUUACAAUCAUUAUGCUAUGCAGUAACUUGGUACUUAAGCAUCAAACUCUCUACUUGAUUUUAUUGCCUUAGCAAAAGCAAGCACCAUUUACUUACAAUUCAGGACAGGUAAAUUUUGGUAUCAAUUUGAUAGGCAUUGGUUAUAGGUUCUGCGCAUUAGUGUAUUAGGAAGAUAACUUUUGACUUUGGAUAUAGUAAUCUCGUCUACAGAAAGUAUCUCCCCUUUCUCUAAAGAUUUUUUCUUCAAUGUAUCCCACUGCCUUGUCUAGCCCUUCUGAUCUCAUUCAUCAUCUCCUUCCAGUUAAUUUAUUAUAAUUGAUUUUCAUCUUUUAUUGCCUUGUGGGUUUUUAUGAUUAUUAGUUUUAUGAUGAUAUUCCUUCCGUAUUUGCCCGUGUCCCCCGUCCCGUUUGCUGCACUUCUCACCGGUGAUCCUACGUUGGAAUGUCUCUCUUGUUGAUCUUGUUCUUCAUUUAAGUUUUGCGCGUACAUAUAUAUCUAUGUUUUGACAAACACUUAUAUGACAGAAAACAGGCACGGAUAACACACAACCUUUUCCGGAUGCUGCUGUUGUUGUUGCUGUUGUCUGCUUUACAAAAGAUCAAGUCCAAUGUGGUAACCGGAAAGUCAAUCUAAAGUUAGCAUUUCUAUUAGUUUUUGUUUGUGUUCUUUUAAUUUGCACACAUUUGAGAUGAUAAUGAAUAUUUCACUGUUCAAUUUACAUUGAAGGAAAGAAAAAAAUAUAUUAUUUUCUCUAGUAGAAAAUAUUAACGAAGAAAAAAAAAUACAACAUGUAUUAAGGAGAGCAUUUGUAAAUAUAUUUUGUGCAUACCGUAUUGACAUUAAGGAGACCUCAUCUAAAAGACAAUAAAAUGUUUUAAGGAGGCCGGCAUGUUUCAAUUAAGCCACAAAAUAUAAGCAAGCCAGGGAUACAUUGGCUUCAAAAAACCUUAUUUAAAUAUCAGAGGGUUGAAGCGAAACAUAUUUCAAUGUACUUAACUAUAUAUAACUCUCAAUUUUGAAUUGAGGAGACAACUUGUAUCUGGAUUAUUGAUAUAGAAUUUAAUUGACAUGAAAUGUAUUAUGUCAUUCUCAUUCAAAACAAAGGAAACAUCACAUCUAUCUCAAAUAUCUAUCAUGAGAACCUGUGCAUAUAAGUGUCAACAUUUGAUAACAGUUUUAUAUAUCUGUAUAAAACUAGAAUAAUGGCACACGGUAUAAAUAAAAAUAUAAAAAGAAAGUUUGUGUACCUUUAUCUAGUUACAUUUUAAAACAAUGUAACACAUUUCUGAUAUCAACAAAAUAUGAUGUUUGCGUGUACUUACACAAAUGAUAUGUUAAGGAAAUAGCAAACUUACGUUUUACUGUGAUGUAAAUAUUAUUUCAUAUUGAAAUAACAACAAUAUUUGGGAUACAAGCUUUAAGAAAUUUUAAAAUCCCAUGAAUAACAGCACAUAAAAAUAUUUGAGGCAACAGCUCGAUCAUUCAGAUUGAUAUGUAUAAUUCCUGUUAAUGUAAAACAGCUUAUAUACUAUAACAUUUAUUUCUGUCCCUAUAAAGAUAAUAAAGUCAUGGUAGUUAAACCUAACCUAAAGCUGCUAUGUAGAUGAUAAAGUUCAAUAUGAAUGGUGGAUGGACCAAAAUAAUUGGAUAACACGUAUUUGGGAUACCAGCUUAAAGAAAUCUUAAAAUCCCAUGUCCUUAUUAUUUAUUACUCAAAAUAAUAUCAGCAUCUGAUAACAUUUGAAACAAAUUUGUUUACCAUUAAGAUAAACAUUCUUUAUUUGAUAAAUAUCACAAACAAAUUUUGACUUUCAGAGUGUAAGGUUUUUGCUUUGACCUAUUCACCCAGUUUAAAACAGAAGAUGACCCAAGUUCAACUUUGAGACCUGCGAAUUACUUAGAUAAACAGUUUGGCAAAGUUAAUUGAUAUACAUAAGCCUGUGAUAUCUACAGUGUUGACACAAUUUUCAUUAGACUUUAGCUGUUGAUCUACUUUUAAACUAAAUGACCAGACACAAUUUUCAUUAGACUUUAGCUGUUGAUCUACUUUUAUACUAAAUGACCAAUAUGUAAACUUGACCGGCGGUAUGCGAUGACGAUAAAUACUCUGAAAAGGUUAGAUGAAGAUCUCAUCUGAACUGUUAACUCUAAAGUGUGAACUAUUUUUCGAUGUUUUGACCUAGUGACCAUGUAUUUUAAAAGCGAUUACACAUAUUCAAUCGUGACCUGCAUAUCAUUGAGAUAAACAAACUAACCAAAGUACACGAUCAAGAUUUUAGAAUUUAAUAUUGUUCUCAUUUUGCAUGACCUGGUGACUUACUUUUUGACACCAGAUAAACCAUAUUCAAUAUUAACCUGUAUUUCACAAACAUUCAAUCAAAUUUUGACUGAGAUCUCAUUAAAAUAUGUGACUGCUAAAGUGUUAACAAACAAUAUGUUGACAACGAACGAAAAACGCUUGAGCAUUGGCCUAUGCUCCAAAAACUGCCUCAAUCUAGUUCCUGCAACCUAAUCUGCUUCCAUCUGAUUCCUUUCAACUUUUUUAAACUGGUUCCCCUAAUCUUUCUUCGUCUGGUUCACCUCAACUGCUUCCAUUUCCUUUCCCUCAACUUUCUACAUCUUGUUCCCCUCAACUACCUCCAUCAGCUGUCUCUAUCUCGUUUCCUUUAAAUGUCUCAAUAUGGCUCCACUCAACUGCAUCCAUCUCGUUUCCUUUACAUGCAUUCAUCUGCUUCCCCUUAUCUGCCUCCAUCUCGUUCCCUCAACUGUCUCAAUCUGAUUUCCGACAAUUUUCUCCAUCACGUUCCCCUCAACUGCUUCAAUCUGGUUCACCGCAAUUUUCGUCAUUUUGUUCCCCUUUACUGUGUCUAUCUGGUUCACCUAAUGUUGUUCAAUCUGAUUCUCCUCAGCUGCCUCCAUCUGGUCCCACUCAACUGUCUCCAUCUGGUUCCCCUCACUUGCCUUACUUGUGCGUUCGUUUCUACCAACUACAAAACUGAUUAAAUAAAAAGCUUUAAAGCCAACAAUACACUGCCCCUUAAUACGAUUUAUCUACUUGUAAUGUUUCAUGCUGGUGUUUUUACAGUUUUAGAGAUAUCACCAAGAUAAAGAAAAUCUGACAGAUGACAACCCAAUUACUGAAAUGGGUCUGUCUUAUCCAUAUAUAAAUCAAAUCCGUACAUAAAUACAAAUCUGACAACUAAACCAAUAUUUAAUACUUUGACAUUGACUUUCAAGGACAAGGUCUGUUCAACAAUUUAAAAGGGUCUGUCAAAAAUGUGGUUUUGUCAAGAUAUAAAGAUAAUCAAUAUAUUAUGACCAACUCACAGCCAAUUUUAACAAAAUAUCAAUAAAAAUCAAUAUAUUAACUUGAACGAGGUUAAGUUCAUUGACAAAAGCUCAAUUUGAGUUUGAUAUACAAAAAGAUACAUAAAGGCCUACCUAAGAAAUAGUGUGUUGUAAUUUGAAGUCAAUCCAUUCAUUCAUAAGAAAAUCUAUAGCAAAAAAAUGGAAAUAUUAAAAAGCAAAAUAUUCAAACAUUCUAAAGGUAAACAUUGAUAAUUUUCUUAUAACAUUUUCAUUUUGAGAUGUUAACAAUUCAAUAAAUUUUGGUAUAUUUGUUCUUUUUUUUUCAAUAAUAUUUAUCUAUGAGCUGUUUUCUAAAAACCUUGUAUUGUGGACAUUCUAAUAAUACAUGAAAUUCAUCUUCUAGUUUUAAGCAAAUAUUACAUUUUAUUUCAUUGUAAGGAAUUGCUUCAGGUUAAUGCCAUCUUCCAGUUUCAACUUGUAAUCUAUGCGAAGAAGUCCUGAAACGUGAUAAAGAUUUUUUUUUUCAAUAUUAACCAUUGACAGGUAUGAUUUAAAACCAAAAUCACAAAAUAAUACAUAACUUCUUGCUCUUGAUGAAUCUCUUAAAGUUGCAUACCAAUUUUGUAUAAAUGUAUUUGUUAAUCUUUGUUUUACUAUUGCUAAAAUAAAUUUAUAUCACCAACGCCCUGAUUAAUCAAUACUUCAUUGAAACCUAAAUAUUGUAACAAAAACAUAACAGACAUAGCCCCGGACCUUGAAUUUGGUUUAAGUUCUAAAUCUCUACACAUAAGAUCAUAUACAACUUUGACAUAUUUUUUACUGCUUGACUGAACAACUUUUAACCAGUAUUUUAUAACAUUAAUAGCUCUCGUGGUUUUUAAAGAUGCCCUUCCAAGUUCACCAUGGAUAAAAUUGUUUUGUGUUUGUCUUUUAACUCCCAACAACUCCUUACAAUACUUUAAAUGUAUGUUUUCUUAUAUCAAGUAAACCCCAUAUUUGUGAUCCAUAGUUAAGAAUUGGUAAAAUAAGUUUAUCAAAUAAAUCCAGUUUAUGUUUAACUGACAUACAAGGGAAUCUUAUCAGCUCUUUUUCAAGUUUAUACAACGCCUUCAAUGUUUGUCCAGAGAGUGUUUCAAAAGUCAUAUUGAAAGAUCCUCCAACAGAAAAAAACAACGCCUAGAUAUGUAAACUUUUUAACUAUUUCAAUUGACUGACCUUUAUAAUAAAAAUUCAAAUUAUGUCUAAGUCUACCCCCUUUUUAAAAAAUCAAAACCUUUGUCUUUGUACAGUUAACACUUAAUUUCCACCUAUCACAAUAUUUGUCUAAUAAUCUUAAUCUUUUUUGUAAGCCCUCCUCUGUUUUAGACAUAAUCACUUUAUCAUUUGCAUACAAUAAUAAAAAUAUCCUUAAAAUACCUAAGUCAAUACCUUCAAAACCAUGUAACAUAACAUAUUCUUCUAUAUCAUUUAAAUACAUAUAAAAUAGAAACGGCGAAAGGGAUUCGCCUUGUCUUACUCCCAAGUAACAUACAAACUCUUCACUAAUUGUAUUAUUGUAUUUUACUUUUGAUCUUAAAUUCUCAUACAUGGACCUAAUAAUAUUUAUCAUUUUACCUCUCGCUCCAAAUUGAAUUAAUUUAUACCAAAUAACAUCUCUUACCAAAUAAUCAAAAGCUUUAGUGAAAUCUAUAAAAACAGCAUACAACUUUUUAUUAUUAUCUAAUAAAUGUGUUAUAACACCAUGUAAUAUAAAAACAUUAUCAAUAGUGCUCAUGUUUUUUCUGAAACCAGCCUGGGAUUCUAUAUACACAUUGUAUUUUUCAGCCAAUAUAUUUAAACGUCCAUUUAUUACUUUUGUAAAUAUAUGUAGAUAAGGUUAAAUUUAGCCAAGUUCUCUUUUUAGAAUGUUUACGGUAAUAAUUUCCCUUUAAGGCCAAACCAAAUCUAUUGUGGUGUUAUGUGUUCAUGUUUGUCUUUGUACCUUUUGUUAUGAGUGAUUGAACUGGUUUUGCAAGUUGAGUGAUGGAUGAUUGGUUUUGGUAUGCAAGUUAUUUUUAGAUGAUUUGGUUCUGGGAUAUAACAUUUCUUGGUAACUGACCACUCCUUGUCUCGCUUUCGAAGUGAAAACAGCUUUAAAAUAUAGUUUACUGUCAGUUAUUUCUUAAUAGAAAUACUUGCUUAUAUUCAAUUUAUUUACUCAAUUAGAUUUCUUCUAUUACAAGCCUGGUAUGUAUAUUUGUAUAUAUUUAUUUGUGAAAUUGUUUUUAUUGUAAUUUGAAUUGUUGUGUAAUAUUCUGUAAUAUGUAUUUUGUGAAAUGUAUUUGUCUUGUAUUAUAUUUGGUUGUAAUGUGAUGUCUUAUACUUAUAUUAUUUGUUACAGGUUUUAUUCUGUAUUGAAUAAACACAUAUAAACCUCA